AUGUCAUUGUCUCCGGCCACCCGGAUGAGCGGACUAUCCCUGGCGUGUAACUCAUCCGCAUCUGAAGACCACCCCCAAGUGCGGCCCACGGCUCGAGAGUCCCCCAUGCCGGAUUCGCAACACUCGUUGGAGGGGAGCGACUGGGAGGUCGAGGGCGAGGAAGAGGAACCAGAGACAAACACCGUAUUGUCGCCGACGGGUUUGAAGUACAACACAUCUAAGCUCUCCCCAAAAGCCCGACACGUUGUGGAGGGGCUGUUUAACCAAACCGGCUCCAAAGAUCCGCCUCAAAUAUCGCUCGAGUUGUGCGGAGUCAGAGAGGAGGAUUCGGAUUCAGAGGACGCCGGGGUAUUCUAUGCCUUCCAGAUGCACGAGGUUGUUCCGUGCUCUGUUCGGAUCGGGUCGAGAAACAGCGGAAGGUUUUCGGUACCCAAAUGCGAGUGCCCCGAUGCGAGAUAUCGACAAGUGAGCCCUUGCAAACACCUGGUCUGGCUCUUUGACAGGAUCUCAAAACAAGCUCUCUUCGACCAUGACCCCAACUCAGAGCUUACCCUGACGGAGGCUGGCUAUGCCGAAGAACUUGGCGACCCCUUUGACCAAAUAUCCCAGAUCGGUCUCGAUAUUCUCGCCCACGAUCUCCGUUGCGAUGCCUCGGAGCCCGACAGUGACGCUCCGCAACCCAACGCUACACGUUUUAGAGAGGCUCGGGAAAUUGUUGCUGCAGUUGCUGGUGUUCAGGACAAUGAACUCGCUGAGUAUCGGCCAGACUUGGAAGUCAAGUACGACCGUGAAGUACUGAUACACCGUGGCGAUGUUGGGGCCACGCUGUUCUCUCUCAUUCUGGCUUCGCACUCGCUCGCAGAGUGGGUGCGCUCUGAGCUUGACCUAUCCGACUUCCCUCUCGACCCCUUCCGAAGCAUUCAACACCGAGUCAUGCGUGUCAUCGAGCGAUUGAACACUUACCUGAGAAUCGAGGGGGGCCGCAGCAAUUUCCCCAAAACGCGAAGGGCGCGAGCCGAAGGUCCCCGAGACGUGAGCUGGGCUUGCUGCCAAAUUCAGCGCAGUCUGGGAAAGAUUGAAAAGCUCGUGUCCCGCGGCUCGAGUCCGCUUUCUAGCUGGGCACGAGCCUCGGCUGCCAGGGCUCUUGUUUCCAUUCUCAAAGCAGUAGUCGAACACCGUCUUCUAUACGACCGCUUGGUGGGGAAUCAAGACUGUGGCUUUGUCUUCUCGUCGCUCGACAUGCUUGCGGACCAAAGCCAGUUCAUCGAUGCUCUCGAAGAGAUCAUGGACAAAAUUGGUGUACUGGGCGCUCCGCCUUCCUACGUGACGAACAUGCGCCACCUAAUAUUGCGCAUGCGCAGCCACAAGACCGAAGAUGUGCCCUUCGCCGGUGGGAGCGGUACCCAACGAAGCGAGACACCGGUGCCGGACGAGCCAUCACCGGGAGCAGUUCAACCGCCCGCGCCCGGCCGAUCUACCAGUGUGCGAUUUCUCACUCCCGAAAUGCCCGCCAGUGUCAUGGGCCGUGGUGGUCGGGGGAAAGCCGGUCGCGGCAGGGGAAGCACCAGAGGGGCAAAACGCUCCGUCUCCGAGGCCGGCCCGUCGGACAGUUCGGGUGGCACGAAAAAGAAAGCCCGCGAGUCAUGA
Dichotomopilus funicola is the source of this 1647-nucleotide messenger RNA. RefSeq lists its product as uncharacterized. Lineage: Eukaryota; Fungi; Ascomycota; Sordariomycetes; Sordariales; Chaetomiaceae. The coding region runs from base 1 to 1647 and encodes 548 amino acids. The transcript has a single exon. The record is from RefSeq and is a predicted model, not a curated record. Gene Ontology annotation, molecular function: zinc ion binding.